This is a messenger RNA of Carassius gibelio (silver crucian carp), 2033 nucleotides long. RefSeq lists its product as uncharacterized. The transcript is spliced from 5 exons. The record is from RefSeq and is a predicted model, not a curated record. The coding region runs from base 299 to 1192 and encodes 297 amino acids. Lineage: Eukaryota; Metazoa; Chordata; Actinopteri; Cypriniformes; Cyprinidae.
UUCAUUCGCUUCACGAAGUGUUUGAAAGCUCCCAUCACUGGCCAGUGCUACACACAAGCUAUAGGCUGUCUACAGGAAGCAAAAAAAUACCACCGUUGUCAUUUGUCUGUCAGUUCUUCACAAACAAAAAGCACCAGUUUACUCGCCGAGAUUCAUCGUGUCGUCUCGUUGAGAAAGCGUCACUGAUUAUAAUGUCUUCUUUUGUCUUAUGUUCUGUGUAGACAAGGUGUUACUUUCACUUUCAGUUGAGAUCAUUAAUAUUGAAGAAGAAGGAGGACAUUUCGUUUGAGUCUUCUUUAUGAUGAAAGCGGUGAAAAUGAAGUUUACCUUUAUAUUGCUGUCCAUCGGAUUGUUUUUAACGCACAAUGGUGUGUCUGGUGUUGAGGCAGAUGUGUCAGUGAUGGAGGGAGAUUCAGUCACUUUACUCACUGGUAUUAAGAAAAAGCAAGAAGACAGAAUCAGAUGGUAUUGUAAUGACACUCGCAUCGCUCAAAUCAAUGGAGAUCCUAGUAAGACCUGUACAGAUGUUCAGUGUAAUGAAGGGACUGAGAGAUUCAGAGACAGACUGAAGCUGGAUCAUCAGACUGGAUCUCUGACCAUCAGGAACAUCACAAACACAGACUCUGGACUUUAUCAACUGAAGAUCUUCAGCAGCAACAGCAUCAGUGAAAAGACCUUCCGUCUUUCUGUCCGUGGUGUUUCUGCUGCUGAACGAGAUAAAAUGAAGAGAAAGUCUGUGAAGGAAGGAGAAUCUGUUACUCUAGAUCCUGGAGUAAUAAAACAACGAAAUCAUGUGAUGACGUGGUAUUUUAAUGACACUCUCAUCGCUGAAAUCACUGGAGAUCCCAACAAGACCUGCACAGACUUUCAUUGUCCUGAGAGGUUCAGAGACAGACUGAAGCUGAAUCAUCAGACUGGAUCUCUGACCAUCAGGAACAUCAGAAUCACAGACUCUGGACUUUAUGAACUAACGAUCAGCAGCAAUAAUCGUCGUCGUCGCCGCCGCAGCAUCAGCAGUGUAAAGAGCUUCGACGUUACUGUCAUUAAUUCAGGUCUGUCUCUGGGUGUUGUAGCAGGUCUGUCUGUUAUUGUUCUUCUGCUGGUGACUGCAGCUGUAGCUCUUGGUGUGAUUUUCUAUCCCCGCAGGAGCUCUAGAGAUGGUCACGAGACUGUGCCGCAGGAACAGCAUUAGUGGGUAACAUGAUUUGUACUGAAGGAUUAUUCCCAUUGAUAGAUCUUUCCCUAAAAUACUGUAUCUAAUGAUCAUCAAGGGGCCACUGACUCAGAACGGGUUUUUCCAUUCCACCUCGGUACUUUCCGAUUGUUUUUCUGUGUAAUCACAUGCUAGAUAAACGUGUUAGACUGCAACACUUGUGUCUUUUACAUCACAUUACUCACAGCAUGACAUAAACAUGAAGUGUUUUUCCUGUUAUUCUUCUUCUUUGGGAUAUCAUUGUUUUACUUUAUUGUCUCCAGUUGUUGACUAUUAUCUUCACUUGUUGAUUAUGGCCUCUACAGGUAUUCCAUUGAACAUAUAAUGCUUUGCUAAUAUUUUGCCACGGCUUCAUCAAUAAGAUGCAACCAAGACAAAUAUUGAAAAAAACUUACCAUUAUAACUGGAGGAUUUUAACUACUUCUUAGUAAGAGUUUGAUUUGAACUGCUUAAUUCACCAACUAUAAAUCCCCCAUAUUUCUGCAACAAGGAAUAUUUUGUUUGUUACAUACAAUUUAAUACUGCUUUAGAUGAUCUGACAUGAUCUGAACUAUCACUGUGGAUAAUAUGAGCUGUGUGAUGGGCAAGGCAUUCUGACUUCUUGUUAAUAACCAAGUCGUGCAACACUUUAUUUUAAGGUGUCCUUGUUACGCAUGUUAAAUGCACUUACUAUUAUAAUAACAAUAAAUUAUGCAUAAUUACAUGCAAGCUACACUAAGCCAAACUCUAAUUCUAACCCUAACCAUAUAGGAAGUAUGUAGUAAAUAUUACUCAGUACUUAAAUUUGUAAUUACAAGUACAACAAGGACACCUUAAAAAA